AUGUCGAACAUCGCAUUUAACCGGCUGCAACGAGAAUGUAAAGAGGUCGUUACCAACUCGGAGAUCAGCGAAACCGGAAUAAUGAUCGAGAUUUUGAAUGAGAAUCUCACCGAGAUCAAGGGACACAUCCGAGGACCACCAGAUACUCCAUACGCCGGUGGAAUGUUCGAUUUGGACAUCAAGAUUCCGGAUCAGUAUCCUUUCUCGCCACCGUCGGUCAAGUUCGCCACGAAAAUAUGGCAUCCAAACGUGAGCUCUCAGACCGGUGUGAUCUGUCUCGACAUCCUCAAGGAUCAAUGGGCUGCCUCCUUGACCCUUCGCACUGUUCUACUCUCCAUUCAGGCGUUGAUGUGCACCGCCGAGCCAAAAGAUCCACAGGACGCUGUCGUGGCUAAGCAGUAUAUGGAUAAGCCACAGGUUUUCAAGGCCACCGCUGAAUACUGGACUCUGAAAUUCGCAAAAGGCACCUUGCCAGUCAACGCCGACUACCAGGCUCGUGUCGACAAGCUCAAGGACAUGGGAGUUCGUGAGGAGGAGGCGAUCAGCGUGCUCAGCUGCAACAACUGGGAUCUCAACCGUGCCACCGUCUACAUUUUCUCUUAA
Messenger RNA from Caenorhabditis briggsae, 603 nucleotides. It is a transcript of the gene Cbr-ubc-20, whose product is annotated as Protein CBR-UBC-20. The record is from RefSeq and is a predicted model, not a curated record. NCBI's taxonomy places the organism in Eukaryota, Metazoa, Nematoda, Chromadorea, Rhabditida, Rhabditidae. Gene Ontology annotation, biological process: protein polyubiquitination; proteasome-mediated ubiquitin-dependent protein catabolic process. Bases 1 to 603 code for a protein of 200 amino acids. Gene Ontology annotation, molecular function: ubiquitin conjugating enzyme activity; protein binding. The transcript has 5 exons. Gene Ontology annotation, cellular component: nucleus.